This is a messenger RNA of Mobula hypostoma (lesser devil ray), 2511 nucleotides long. Its product is annotated as deleted in malignant brain tumors 1 protein-like. The transcript is spliced from 11 exons. Lineage: Eukaryota; Metazoa; Chordata; Chondrichthyes; Myliobatiformes; Myliobatidae. Bases 1 to 1893 code for a protein of 630 amino acids. Gene Ontology annotation, biological process: zymogen activation. The record is from RefSeq and is a predicted model, not a curated record. Gene Ontology annotation, molecular function: serine-type endopeptidase activity. Gene Ontology annotation, cellular component: plasma membrane.
AUGAUGAAUGCUCUGGAAGACUGGAAGUGCAGUUUGGAGAAACCUGGAAAACGGUGUGUGCUCUGCACUGGGAUAUGGUUGAUGCCAGCGUGGUGUGCCGUCAGCUUCAAUGCGGAGUCGCUGUUGCUGUGCGGGGAGGAGCUUAUUUCGGAGAAGGAGAAGGACAUGUAUGGGAAUUCUGUAGCACGACUCGUUGAUGGGGACAACAGAUGCUCUGGCCGGGUGGAAAUUCAGCACGGGGACCAGUGGGGAACACUUUGUGAUGAAUACUUCAGCUUGGAAGAUGCUGCCGUGGUCUGUGAACAGCUACAGUGUGGUGCAGUAAAGGCAACUCCCAGAGAUGCAUACUUUGGCACAGGAAACGGGCCGGUGUGGAAGGAUAACUACAUUUGUUUGGGCAAUGAGUCCCGAUUAGCUGAUUGCCAAGUCUCAGCGUGGAGUCGGAUCAGUUGUUCGCAUGGAAAUGACGCCAGCCUGAUCUGCACCGAUGAAAUGUGGUCUGUGCGGCUGACCGAAGGGGGAAGCCGCUGCGACGGCCAGGUGGAGGUUUAUGAUAAUGGCAGAUGGAGCAGAAUACAGGAUAACUUUUGGACUAUCAAUGAAGCCAAUGUUGUCUGUAAGCAACUGCGUUGCGGUGUGGCCACAUCCUCCUACAUCGCCUCGGGGUACAGAGGGAAAGAAGGUCCCGUGUGGGUGACCGACCUUCAGUGUGAAGGAAGCGAAUCUCAUCUCCAAAAUUGCAGUGCUUCCAUAUUCAAUCGGUCUUCCUCUGACUUCACCGGCGUUGGCGUCCUGUGUUCAGAGCACAAAAAGUUGCGCCUGCAGGACGGAGGUAGUCGAUGCAAAGGAAGAAUUGAAGUGUGGUACAACGGGACCUGGGGAACAGUCUGCUCCACGAACCUUGAUGGCAAGUCUGCAGAAGUCAUUUGCAAACAAAUGAAAUGUGGACCAAUGAAUUCUAUUUAUCCUGGCUCAUAUAAAUUUGGAAAGGGACGUGGACCGAUAUGGUUGGAUGAGGUUGAAUGUACUUCACACGAAUCGACCCUUUGGCAGUGUCAGUCGCAACCGUGGGGAAAACACCAGUGUGACCAUUCUGAGGACGCAGGAGUUGCUUGCGAAGAAACCAAUAUGACGGAAGGAAUCACUGAAAGAGCCUGCUUGCAAGAAAACGCAUUGUCCUCUUUCCCUUUAAAAGAUGUUCCAUUGCGUCUUGUUAGCGGCAAUCACAACUGCUCCGGAAGGCUUGAGGUCCGGUUUAAUGACAGCUGGGGCACGGUGUGUGACGACUCUUGGGAUCUGGCUGAUGCCAAUGUAGUCUGCAGACAGCUAAGGUGUGGCCUUGCUCUCUGGGCUCCAGAGGAUGUUAAAAUGCCCCAGGCAGCCGGUCCUGUCUGGCUUGAUGAAGUAAAAUGCACGGGAAGUGAAUCUUUUCUGUCCAGCUGUCGUUCCUCAUCAUUUGGUCAACACGACUGUGAUCACAAAGAAGAUGUCAUCGUUCUUUGUUCUGGUUCCGGAGUGACUCCUACUGAACGCAACAAUUCAGAUUUUGGAAACUGGACCCCAUCCAUCACGGUUACUGUCUGCAUAACCCUUGGAAUUGUAUUCAUCAUUGAGUUAUUAAUACUGGUGACGAUAGCAAGGAGACGGUCAGCAAUCAGUGGUGCACUAAUGAGCGGCUAUGGAUCACCUGUUGACUUUUACCAAGCAAUUUAUGAGGAGAUUGAGAAUAUUCCACCAUUCAAGAAAUUUACUGAGAUGCAAGGUUCAGUUACUGGAUCCAUUAAUUCCAUUAAUGAAGCCGAAUAUUACACCAACGACUAUCUAUAUAGUGCAUGUCAUGAUCCACAAGACCCUGAAGGAUUGUUUUCCAAUAUCCAUGAGGCCCGGUCGUAGAUUCGCUUGCAUCCGGCUUUCCAUGUUUUCUCUUCGACUGACAGCAAUGAUGAAAUGACCGACAGCACAUCAGGAUUUCCAAAUCACUUGCAGCUCGAAUCGUCGACGGUUCAUUCCCAUACUUCACAUCAGCCCGUUGAAGACCAAAAAAAAACUAAAUGUGCCCUCUUUUGCUUGCACUUUCUAUAUGUUAUUGUCUGUAAAGUACGCGGUUGUAGAAUUGUUCAAUAUAUACACAAUAAAGGGUGCGGUGCUCAAAUAUUAGCGACAGACUAUGGAACUAAUAUAAUAAAUGCGGGAAGAAUUGCAUAUGAUUGUUUUGAAUUAAAUUGUACAUUUAUAUUGAGGUAGCAUAAUUUGGCGAUGCUUGCAAUCCAUUUUAAAGUGAAUACCACUUUCAGUGCGAUUACUUUGCUACUUAGAAUCUAGACACCUUAAUAUAUUCACGAAAACAAUAUUCCUAUCGGUGUUGGCAUUUAAUUGCAAUCCCUUUUAUACAGCAAGAAAUAACUUCGAUUUAUUUGUCAGGCCAAAUUUAUAAACAAGUGCACAACUUCUUCUACUACUGACAGUAUUGAUUUUACAUCAAAUAAGAUGUAUUACACCUGACAGCAUGUC